Exophiala spinifera is the source of this 1170-nucleotide messenger RNA. Its product is annotated as isocitrate dehydrogenase [NAD] subunit 2, mitochondrial. Gene Ontology annotation, cellular component: mitochondrion. The record is from RefSeq and is a predicted model, not a curated record. The transcript is spliced from 2 exons. Gene Ontology annotation, biological process: isocitrate metabolic process; tricarboxylic acid cycle. The coding region runs from base 1 to 1170 and encodes 389 amino acids. Gene Ontology annotation, molecular function: isocitrate dehydrogenase (NAD+) activity; NAD binding; magnesium ion binding. Lineage: Eukaryota; Fungi; Ascomycota; Eurotiomycetes; Chaetothyriales; Herpotrichiellaceae.
AUGAUCGCCUCCAGAGCAUUCGCUGCUCCGGCACGCCAAUGCUUGCGAAAAGCCUAUCAGCAGCCAAAAUGGGCCGCGGCGUCUUUCCAGGCACAGCCUAAACGCUUCAUCGCCACGAAGGAGGCGGACAAGGUCGCCAAGUUCAAGGGUACCAAGGGACCAGAUGGCAACUACACGGUUACGUUAAUAGAAGGAGACGGUAUCGGUCCUGAGAUUUCGCAAUCUGUCAAGGACAUCUACAAGGCUGCAAAGGUGCCGAUUGUGUGGGAGUCGGUGGACGUCACCCCUCGCCUCGUGGAUGGCAGAACAACCAUCCCCGAGGAGUCGAUCAAGUCAGUGGAGAAGAACUAUGUGGCGUUGAAAGGACCUCUGGCGACGCCCGUUGGAAAGGGCCAUGUCUCUCUUAACCUCACCCUCCGAAGAACCUUUAACCUCUUUGCAAAUGUCCGUCCAUGCCGAAGCAUCCAGGGCUACAAGACGGCCUACGACAACGUGGACACAGUGUUGAUUCGAGAAAACACCGAAGGAGAAUACUCUGGCAUCGAGCACGUCGUUGUGGACGGCGUCGUGCAGUCCAUCAAGCUCAUCACCCGCCAGGCUUCGGAAAGAGUGCUGAGAUACGCGUUCCAGUAUGCCCGGGACGUCAACAAGAAGAAGGUCCGCGUGGUCCACAAGGCCACCAUCAUGAAGAUGUCCGACGGUCUCUUCCUCAGCACCGCUAGAGACGUUGCCAAGGACUUCCCCGAUAUCGAAUUCGACGCCGAGCUCCUCGACAACGCCUGCCUGAAGAUCACCACCGACCCUGGCCCGUAUUCUGACAAGGUCCUCGUCAUGCCCAACUUGUACGGUGACAUCCUGUCCGACAUGUGCGCCGGUUUGAUUGGUGGUCUCGGCCUCACUCCCUCCGGAAACAUCGGCGACGAGUGCUCCAUCUUCGAAGCCGUCCACGGUUCGGCUCCUGAUAUCGCAGGAAAGGCUCUCGCCAACCCGACUGCCCUGCUUCUCAGCAGUAUCAUGAUGUUACGGCACAUGGGCUUGAACGAACACGCCACCAAGAUCGAGACCGCCAUCUUCGACACGCUCGCCGAGGGCAAGACCUUGACUGGCGAUUUGGGCGGCAAGGCGAAGACGCACGAAUAUGCACAGGCCAUCAUCGACCACCUCAAGUAA